Messenger RNA from Bombyx mori (domestic silkworm), 2670 nucleotides. RefSeq lists its product as uncharacterized. The coding region runs from base 1 to 2670 and encodes 889 amino acids. The record is from RefSeq and is a predicted model, not a curated record. Gene Ontology annotation, molecular function: nucleic acid binding. Lineage: Eukaryota; Metazoa; Arthropoda; Insecta; Lepidoptera; Bombycidae. The transcript has 3 exons.
AUGCCAAGUGUACCUUUACCGUAUACCGGGUGGUCACAUUUGAAAAAUCUGAAGUUAGCUGAUCCGGACUUUCAUACGCCCCAGCCUGUUGAAAUGUUACUAGGAGCGGAUAUACUAUCCCACGUGUUACUAGGCAACACUAUCGUAGGCCCGCCGGGCACGCCGAUCGCUAUGAAUAGUGUGUUCGGUUAUUUACUUUUAGGCAAAUUAGAUUUAGAUUCUUCUGUUCCAACUUCAUUUCAAGUGUGUUUUAGCUCGUUUGACAACGACAACCUUCAGAGAUUUUGGGAGCUGGAAUCAAUACCAGAGAAACGGAGUUACACUCCAGAUGAGGAGUUGUGCGAAUCCUUUUUUCAAAAGACGCACACUCGUAAUGCGGACGGGCGAUACGUGGUCGCCCUCCCGUUUAAGCCCGACGCACCGUCUCUCGGCGAGUCGCGGUCCAUUGCGCUAGCUCGGUUUCAUAAACUAGAAUAUCGGUUAGAACGCAACCUCAAGUUGAAGGCUGAUUACCACGCUUGUCUCCAGGAAUACGUAGACCUCAACCACAUGGAGCUCGUCGAUGAUCAACCUUCAGUUAGUGAAAGUUAUUACAUUCCGCACCACUGCGUGGUCAAAGAAUCGAGUGAGUCGACGCCUACACGUGUGGUGUACGACGCCGGUUGUCGCUCAACUAGUGGGUAUUCGCUCAAUGACGUUUUACUAACGGGUCCUAAGCUUCACAUGGACAUAGUGGACGUCCUUCUUAAAUUUCGUGUCCAUUCAAUCGCGCUUACUGCCGACAUAAAACAAAUGUAUCGUAAUAUACUUGUUCGUGAAAGUGACACAGAUUUUCAGCGUAUUGUGUGGCGCACAUCACCAGAGCAAACUAUUCGUGACUACCGUUUGCGUACAGUCACAUUCGGUGUGAAAUCGUCACCUUACCUCGCUCUGCGUACAAUAAAACAACUCGCUCAAGAUGAGGCCGAGCGGUUCAAACUCGCGUCGCCCGUUUUACUUAACGAUGUUUUCGUCGACGACGUCGUAUCUGGCGAGGACUCUGAAGUCAGCGCACUCGCGCUACAACAAGAGCUGAUAGGUAUUUGUGGGGCGGCUGGGUUUGAAUUGCGCAAAUGGCACAGCAACUCGCCAGCGUUACUCGCUGCGGUGCUGCCAUCAGAGUCUCAUGGUGAGCGGCCGGAGAACGUUCUCUUCGCUGAAAUGGAGAUCGACAAAAAGGUUAAGGUUCUGGGCUUACAGUGGAACCCUAAAUCUGAUUCAUUCAAUUUUAAAGUCCAAGUUUCAUCGAUUAAGUGUACAAAGCGUGUCAUUCUUUCAGAAAUAGCAAAAAUAUACGACCCCCUCGGGCUAUUAUCACCGGUCACAUUGUUUGCCAAACAUUUGAUUCAACUCUUAUGGAUAGCCAAAGUCGAUUGGGAUGAGACGCCGCCUGUUGACAUAGUAAAUUCGUGGUCUUCUUUCGUUGACGAGCUCCCACUCAUCUCACAAAUCUCAUUUCCGCGUUAUAUAUUUAACAAUACCAAUCCCGAACCGAUACAAAUUCACGGUUUUGCUGACGCUUCCGAGAAGGGUUUCGGAGCAUGUGUAUAUAUUCGUUACAAAGAUCAAGAAGAUUUCAUUCAAACUCACCUGAUUAUAGCCAAAACUCGCGUCGCACCGUUGAGUGUGCGUCUCACUAUUCCUCGCCUCGAACUAAUGGCGGCAGUCCUCUUAUCUAAAUUAAUUGAAAAGGUAAUGCUCACUUACAGUGGUCGUGUUCGCUUCGACCAGGUCUACGCUUGGUCCGACGCAUCCAUCGUGCUAGCAUGGCUACACUCAUCUCCGCACGAAUGGAAAACCUUCGUUUCGAACCGUGUCAGUGAGAUUUUGCGCCGCAUACCCGCGGACCGCUGGCGCCACGUCCCGUCGGCCGACAAUCCCGCCGACGCUGCGUCUCGUGGCCUUUUGCCCGCCGCGCUCGUACAGCAUGACUUAUGGUACCACGGACCCUCGUGGCUACAUCUGGGUCAGAACUCCUGGCCGAUUCAAAAUCCCGUAAGAGACACGUGCGAAGAAAAACGCAACGUAUCGCGCAUACAUCGCUGCGUGCAGUGCUUCCGCGCGCGCCCGCCGCACAAUCAACCGCGCAUGGGACCACUCCCAGCAGUUCGUGUUCGCCCCGCGCGACCGUUUCUAAAGACCGUGGUAGAUUUUGCUGGUCCAUUUUACGUGCGCGCCAAUAAGGUGCGUAAUGCAAAAAUUAUAAAAUGUUACGUGUCGGUUUUCGUGUGUAUGAGCGUUAAAGCGAUACACCUCGAAUUAGUUUCAGAGCUUUCCACAGAAGCCUUUAUAGCAGCCCUGCGACGUUUCACGUCCCGUCGUGGUUUAUGCACCGAUAUUUAUUCAGACUGUGGAAAGAACUUUGUCGGCACUUUUGGAAGAGAUGGAGCAAAGAAUAUCUCCACGAACUUCAGCAAAGUAACAAGUGGCUUCAGGACAAGGGCGUCGCCCUUCGUGAAGGCACUGUUGUGGUGGUAUGCGACGACCGCUUGCCGCCGGCAAUGGAGGUUGGCGCGCAUCCACGAACUUCAUCCCGGCUCGGACAAUAUCACACGAGUUGUAACCAUUAAAAUGGGAAAUUCCCUUUAUAAACGACCCGUGGUUAAAAUAUGUCCUCUUCCCUUGGAGUAG